UCAGAGCAGAUACGUUUUAGAGCAUUCUGAACACGAUAGCGUGGUCAGAAAAAUCAGGACCUCAUUUUAGGUCCUAACAUGCGCCGAGGUCCUGAUAGUGUUGGUGUGAUUAAAGUCCUGACUUUUCACAAAAACACACACACACACACACACACACACACACACAGAGCUUUCUUCGUAUUUUUUUUUUUUUGUGGUCAAGACUCGAGGCAAGUAAAGCAGAAAACAAUAGGAACUGAAGACAGUCUUUGUUCAGCAGUAAAAGAGGAGUGAAUAAGUAAAAACUGCUUUUUCAUUAAACACACCAAGCAACUGGAGCUGAGCUACAAUAACUGUAACACAAACAUCAGAACCGGAUCAGUUCAUACUGUAACAAUGAGUCAAGAUUCUGACAUAACUGCAAUAUUAGAGGCUUCAGGAGAGUCCACUUUGGAAAGAGGAUAUGAAAAAGCACAAGAGAAACAGGACCAGUUGAAUAACAUCUCACUGGACGUUGCUGUAACUGGAGAAUCAGGAGCAGGAAAGUCGACUUUCAUUAAUGCAAUCAGAGGACUGAGUGAUGAUGAUGAAGGUGCAGCUGCAACUGGAGUUACUGAAACCACCACUGAACCAACCCCUUACCAACAUCCAACAAUGCCUAAUGUGACUUUCUGGGACCUUCCAGGAGUUGGAACCACAAAAUUUAAGGUUAAAAAAUAUCUUAAGAAGAUGCAGUUUGCCAGGUAUGAUUUCUUCAUCAUCAUCUCAUCAGGGACACUUGGAAAGAACGAUGUCCUGCUGGCCAAAAAGAUCAAAAAGAAGAAAAAGCUGUUUUACUUUGUCAGAUCAAAGAUAGACGUUGACGUCGCACAAGAAGAGAAGAAACAAGGCUUCAACAGAGAAGAAACUCUGGCAAAAAUUAGGAACGACUGCCUGGCACAUUUGAAGGACUUUAAAAAUCCUAAAGUUUUUCUCAUUUCCUCCUAUGAUGUUUCUGCAUUUGAUUUUGAGGAGCUUGAGGGCACACUGAUGUUAGAUCUUCCAGAGCAUAAACGAUACGCUCUAAUGAAGUCAGUACCAGUCACUUCUGUGGCUAUACUGAAAAGGAAAGUCAGAAAGUUUAAGAUAGCAGCCUGGGUUGCAGCCGCUUCCUCUGGUGCAGUUGCAGCAGCUCUAAUACCUGAUCUAUCAUUAGCAUGUGAUGUUGGCAUUCUAGUGACUUUCUUUACUAGUUGCUACUUCUCGUUUGGCCUUGAUGAUGAAUCAAUUGAAAGUCUCUCAAAACGAGUCAACAAGCCACAUUUAACAUCUUUGAAAAAAUCUUCACUUGUAGAGGAACUGGUGUCAAAAUCAUACACAAGAUUAACUGAUGAUUCACCUGAGAGGGAUCUGCGCAAUUUGGAACCUGGUGUAGUAAAUGCUAUAGCAGCAGGAUAUUCUUUUAAUAGUACAUAUAAGGUCCUGAAGAGUGGACUGAAAGAGCUUGAAGAGGAAGCGCUGAUGAUAUUGAGGGAGGCGGGGUUAGAGUAAUGUACUGAUGGUACUGAGAGAGGUGGGGUUGGAGUAAUGUACUGAUGGUACUGAGGGAGGCCGGGUUAGAGUAAUGUACUGAUGGUGUUGAUGGUUAGAGUAAUGUACUGAUGGUGUUGAUGGUUAGAGUAAUGUACUGAUGGUACUGAUGGUUAGAGUAAUGUACUGAUGGUACUGAUGGUUAGA
Messenger RNA from Trichomycterus rosablanca, 1695 nucleotides. Its product is annotated as interferon-gamma-inducible GTPase 10-like. Gene Ontology annotation, cellular component: membrane. The record is from RefSeq and is a predicted model, not a curated record. The transcript has 2 exons. Lineage: Eukaryota; Metazoa; Chordata; Actinopteri; Siluriformes; Trichomycteridae. Gene Ontology annotation, molecular function: GTP binding. The coding region runs from base 376 to 1509 and encodes 377 amino acids.